UCUUUUUUCUUACUUUCUUUUAUUUUGUCGGUUAUCAUCCAGUCCACUUGUUUGAGCAGGGGACUCAGAAGGUAAGGAUGAAACUUGGAAGCUAAUAUUACAUUAAGUGUAUUAAAUAAACGUAUUAUUUUACUUCUUGUUUUCUAAGGGCUUCACCUAAUAAACCCAUUAUGAUAUUUUUUUUUUAAAUACUUUAGGUGGUAAACAGGUGAAAGUCAUGAGAUGUGCACUGUUACAUAGUUCUGCAAAAAAACAUUGUAUUUGUGAUUUUCUGAAACGUUUUUAACAUUUGAGCUUGUUUGCAGUUUAUUAAUUUGAUUUUUCUAUAUAAGAGGAAGCAUUGUGAUCCAGAAAUGAAAGGACUGAUAUAUCUUCUGUUUCAAGGUGUUCUGAUGUAUGAGACUUUGGCAUGGGAAGUGAGAAUGCCAACAGAAAUUCAUGGCCUUGAAGGUUCCUGUCUGGUUAUACCGUGCUCUUACUCUUACACUUCAAACCCACCAACUAACCCACGUAGAGUUGUGUGGUAUCAGUGGGUCUCUCGUGGCUACCCUUUAGUUUGUGAUCCCUUGAAUCCAGACAGUGUCCUUGACAAGUUCAGAGGAAAAACUGAUUUAUAUAACCCUACAAACUCAGAAUGGGAUUGUAGUCUGCUGAUCAAAAGCGUGGAUUCAUUCCACAAUGGAGAAAAAUUAUAUGCAUGGAUUGAUCGAGAAAAUGUUGGAUGGCGCACCUAUAAGUUUUAUGAUGUCACCUCCAUGGUUAUUGUUGACACAAAUCCACAGCAGCCCAUCAUUAAUAUUUCUGAAGGUUUAAAGAUCGGUGACAGCAUUACAGUAGUGUGUUACACCUUACACACCUGUCCAUACAGCAAACCAAACAUCAUUCUGAAGGGUAUUGAAGGAUCUGAUAAAAUCGAUGAUGUCCGUAUGGAAAAUGGUCAAUGGAAAACCACUCUGACACGCACCGGUGUUGUGAAGGCUGAACGCUCAGAUAUUGAGUGUAAUGUAACACAUCAUGGAGGCAUAACAACAAGAGCUACAAAAUCACAAAAUGCCAAAUGUGUUCAUUCUAAUAUAACCAUUGAGCCUGAACAGGCAGCAGAUAUCAUAGAGGGUGUUGAUAUGAACUUCACUUGUACCGUCCACCAUUCCUGCCAGACGAAUCCUCCGAUCCUCUCCUGGAACUAUGAGAACAUGUCAGUCAAAAAUGAUAAGAAACAACUUACAGGAUUUGAAUUGGCCACCUUUUCCACCAUAACCUUUUUGGGGGCAAAGAAAGACGAUGGGAAGAUAUUGAUCUGCACUGCAAAUAUUUCUGGACAGAAAAUCACAGCAUCUGUCGACUUACAUGUACAACCUGUUUCCCAGAACCCAGAUGUGAUGACCUUUGACAUGAAGACAAUUGGGCUUUACAUUCUAGCCCCCUCAUUUGCCUUUCUUCUCAUUUGUAUAUUUGCUGGAGUCAUCAUAUACAAGAAGUGUAACAGGUCUUCACCUGCUAAUCCACAAGAAUCACAGCUGGAACGAAGGUCAAAUGCGGUUGCGGCAGACAAGACUUUCUCUAAAGCCCGUAUACCAUCACCAAAGAGGCAGAGAAAAUCCUGCCCUAUGGAGAAUUAUGAAGAUUAUUAUGCCAACAUGGAAGAUCUCAACAUUUAUGGAAACGUCUAAUGAAAAUGCUCCACAUUUUCUCCAAAAAUGUGCUUAAUACAGUGUUUAAAACAGAAAAAGACAAAAGUCAAACAUAUAUUUUAGACAAUAUAUUAAAAAUACAACGUGUCUUGGAUUUGUCAAGGAAAAAUUAGCAUCAAUACUUUUCACAUGCUUUUAUACAUAUUAUACUUACUGUCUCUCUCUGUUUGAUUUGUGUGGCAUCUGGAUCUCUCUCUGGCUUUUCAGCUCUAAUGAGCAAGGUUGUCUUCAAUGCCAAGUUCAGACUGCAUGAUUUUUAAAGUAGUUGAGUCACAGAUCUUUUUUUACACUGUAUGACUAUCUGGGAUAGGGUUCAGUAGCUGGUGUGUUGACACUGCAUGAUGGGUCGGCGACAGUGGGUUUCACACAUAGACUGUAAAAAAAUAAAUUGUAAUUAUUUUGAUUCCAAAAAUGUCCGACCAUGGGCGCUGCCAUGUUACGUAUGUCAUUUUGGAAUCAGGGCAUUGGCAGAAGGAAUCGUGCAUGCAGCCAGAGGCGGAGCCGCAGUAUAUUAAACUUCCGCCCAAACACUCGUGCGCCCAAUUCAACCACGCCAAUCAUAAGGACACGCCCAAUUUCUAUAGCAUCAAAUUACUAGCUACAAUGAAACUUAUUACAAAAAUGAACAAUUAUUAAUUUUAUUAAAGGAAAUGAAAGAAAUGACUUGGGAAAACCCAGAUGCACUGAAUGUCUCACCCUGAUACCCCCAAUUUAUGGGGACGGAAAUAAAAUAAAGUCUCAUUACACAAUAAUGCCAAUGCUUAGUGGGAUAAAAUUAACUUUAAUAUUUCUUACAUCUAUCUUAAACAAAACAGUGAACAAAAAAUUGACAACAACUGGGUAUUAUACAAUCUAUAUUGUUCAUUACACCCCUGUGGACUGAAACUGUGGAAUUGCCCAUCAGCGUGAUAACAACUACCUUAAAGGACCAAAACCAUCUUUAGGAAAAUUUUAUUGGAAGUGUAAGGGGUUGUGUACACCAAAACUUUUACGCCCGCGGCCGGCGCAUGUUUUCAAUUGUUUCCAAUGGAAGCUCAGUGUUUUUCAAAUAAGUCAGUUUUUUCCGCGCUGAAAACCGGCGUUCGGCGUUUUUUCAGCGCUCGGCGCUGAGCGUCGAGAGUUGAAAGAGAUUCAACUUUGGGAGAAAAGCUCCGCUCGUUAAUGUCAGUUCUCACACGGCCGCCCAAUCACAGUGGAGGAGGGGCGGGACAUUACCACAGCAACCAACCGGCUCGCAGCUGAAGUAUCACAGCUACCAAAGUGCUCAGCUGAAGAAAGCUGGCACUCAGCUGAAAAACAGCUGGCAAUCAGCGUCCUCAAGGCGUUUUCAGCCGCGUUUAAAAGUUUUGGUGUGUCCAGCCCCUAAAUAUUGUUUUAUUUAGAGCCGAGUCUCGUUCGUUUGCAUGGAGAGGGCGGGGUUUAAGACUUGUAUUGCAGAGGAUUCACUUUUCAAGAUGUAUGAGGCACACCCGGUUUUACAUUGCAUGACUUCACCAUAGGAAUAAUCGCCGACAACUUUGUCCCGGUCCGCAAAUUACGUCUCUCAACCAAACGCACGUGAUAAGUGACAAGGAAACAAUGCGAGUUCACGCAUGCAACACCCCGGAGUUCUCAUGUGAAACUGGGAUUAUUAUUAAAAAUGGUAGCCCUCAAGAAGCUUGCCAUACAAAUUGCAUGCGCGCUCAUUUGCAGCGAAAAAAGAAAAAGUGAAGCACCCCUUUUUCUGAUCCGAAGCCAUGCUUGCUGAUAUUUUGGUCUGUCUGUACCUUAUAACUCCUCCCUGAACUUCCAACUAUCCUGUAUGUUGCUCUCUCAUUGGCUGUAGGUCAUCAACGAUGUUAUUUACGGUCAAAACACAUUUUACACGGCAUGAUUUUUAAUCGUAUGCAGGUCAAGAUAUCUGAUAUUCUCUCAGAUCACAUGUUUGAUAGAUCACACUGUGUGAAUGUCACUCGCAUGCACGAGCACCGAGUUGCCUGUGGUUUCAGGCAUUUGUCGGCGAUUUCUCAGAACUUGUUGGCGAGACUAAAUCAAGGCUAAAGUGCAGUCUGAACUUGGCACAAGCAAACAACUUUUCUUAUCAAGGAAUAGUUCACCCAAAAACUAAAAUUCUGUCAACAUGUACUCCCUCUUUUAUUGUUCCUGUCUUUAUUCUGUUGAAGAUAUUUUGUUAAAUAAUGUUGAGCAUAGUCGGUACCUAUUGAUUUUCUUGUUUUUUC
Messenger RNA from Paramisgurnus dabryanus, 3910 nucleotides. RefSeq names its product sialoadhesin-like. NCBI's taxonomy places the organism in Eukaryota, Metazoa, Chordata, Actinopteri, Cypriniformes, Cobitidae. The record is from RefSeq and is a predicted model, not a curated record.